GUCUGUCUACUGCAGUAUACGGCGUUACACUGGGCGGCGAAACACGGCAACAUGGACCUGGUGAAAAUGUUGGCCGGCACGUACAGCGUCAACGUCAACGCUAAAACGAAUGGAGGUUACACGCCGUGUCAUUUGGCUUUACAGUUCGGGCACGAAGAGAUCUACAAAAUACUGGUCGAAUCGUACGGAGCCGACCCAAACGUGAGAGACUACAGCGGACGCAAGCCCAGACAGUACCAGACGAACCAAGACACGAGCCUGUCGGCGGACACGUAUCGCAAACUAAACGCCCGAAAACACAAACACAUGGAAAAGGAUCUAAGAUUCCUGCGGAUCGGGUCCCUGAACGUGCGCGUUAAACGGACCACAGAGGCGUUCAGCAACUUCCUGGGCGUCGGACAUAAUGCAGAGAAGAUUCACAAGACUUGGGGUUCUGCCGACAACAUACAACAGAACGAUGCCAAGAGAAUGCCUCCUCCGAAAAGCGUUACGAUUAAGAAGAGGAAGUCCAAACGGCCGCAGGACUUUUUGAGGAGGGCCUCGGCCCCGGCCGAUCGUUCUCCAGACAAGAGGAAAUCCGCGGAAGUCGUCACUGGCGACUCGGACUCGGACACGGCUUGCGGAUUCGGCACGAAUUGGCAACCGUCGUGACUGACGUGUCGCCGAGUAGGAUAUCACUGGUUCGCCCUCGUGCCGGUCGUGGCUUCGCUGUUAUUAUUUUCAAGGCGCUUUUUUUGCAAUUAUUAUUCGGCCUCCGAUCGUCAUUUUUGGGUGAUGAUUACACUAACGAAAUCUCCAAUAACAACGGUACUCUCUCGUUGUCUCAACCGUAGCAUUUUAUCACUAUCUAUAACGCACCCCAAGUAUUAUUAGCAAUAAGUAACGAUCGUCUGUGUACUAUAUAUAGAUAUUAUUAUUAUCAUUAUUAUUACUAUAAUGUUAUUAUUCUGUUGAUUUUUAUGUUGUCGGUCAGAGGACUUUUUUUUUUAAGUUUAAUUUUUUUUUUUUUUUGUGCGCUAAUGCUUUUAACAUUUUGUUUUACUACCUAUAUGUAUACAAUAUUAUCGUGUAACUCGUCUUUGUAAAUAUAUAAUAUAUAUAUUACUUAAUCGGCCAAAUCGAAUAUAAUAUUGUCAGCGGACAUUUUUAACAAAUGUUUUAACUUGUUUAAUUUUACAUACCUACCGUUUAUAAUAUCGAUAUUUGAUUGUACUUAUAUGUAAUAUUACAUUUACAAUAUUAUUUAUUUUAUUUUGUUUAUAACUAUGAUAAGUACGAAUGUUAAUGUUAGACACUUAUUAUUGUUAACGGACUUUGAUAGAUUGUAGUCCGUGUUAUUACUUAAAACGAAAUUGUACCUAUUGACGAUUCCGCUUUUUUAAGAUUAACGAUUAUAGCAAUAAUAGUUACGUUAUCGGGUUAUAAAUAAUGCUGUAUGUUAUUAAUUUUAUCUAGGUAUUUUAUUAUUUUAUUAUGUUGUCUUUGUCGUUAAGUUUUUUUAAUGUGUACUAGUGACUAUAUAGUGUUAAUUUACUCUACGACAUAACAUUUUCAUUAGGUAGGUACCUAAUUAUUUUAAUAUACAGUCUCCAAUAA
Molecule: messenger RNA, 1596 nt
Organism: Aphis gossypii (cotton aphid)
Lineage: Eukaryota; Metazoa; Arthropoda; Insecta; Hemiptera; Aphididae
Product: ankyrin repeat domain-containing protein SOWAHD-like
Exons: 8
Coding region: 52-651 (199 amino acids)
Molecular function (GO): protein binding
Source: RefSeq, a predicted model, not a curated record